GGAGAGAGACACAAUGGCUGCCUCCAGGAUUCUUCUUGUCCUGCUUUCUAUAUCCCUGCUGGCCCUGACCUCAGCUCAAAGGGACAAUGAAGAUGAUGAAAUUUCUUCUCAAGAACAAGAAGACUUUGAAGGAGGAGACUCCAACCAACAACUUGGUGAUAUACAUGCAGGGCUAAAUGAAAAGAAACACUUUCAAGAUCAACUGAAUGAGCAUGGUAAGGUGGCCAUCAAGUCCAAGAAAGGGAAGAAUGGCCAACGUGGUAGACGAAGCUCUGGUGGUGACAGCUUGGAUGGCCAGGAUCGUCAGGGUGGAAGUCAACCAGGAAGAGGUGGCCAAGGAGGCCGUGGUCGCAGUGCCCAAAAAGGCCAGAAUGGCCAGAAAGCAAAAGGUGGCCAGAAUGGCCAGAGAGGAAAAGGUGGCCAGAAAAAGCAACGCGGAAGAGGUGGUCAGAGAAACCAGAAUGAGAAUGAUGCAGAAUUCUUCCAGGAGUAA
Messenger RNA from Apodemus sylvaticus (European woodmouse), 493 nucleotides. RefSeq lists its product as uncharacterized. The transcript is spliced from 5 exons. The record is from RefSeq and is a predicted model, not a curated record. Bases 14 to 493 code for a protein of 159 amino acids. Lineage: Eukaryota; Metazoa; Chordata; Mammalia; Rodentia; Muridae.